AUGCUUACAUGGGGUGCGAACAGCCAUGGUCAGCUGGGUACAGGAGAUGAUAAAGAUGCUUAUGAGCCUAAAAUUAUUAAUUUUACUGAUCCAGUCGCUCUGAUCUCCGGAGGUGGUGGUCACUCUCUCAUUUCUAACGAAAACAAUAUAUUCAGCUGUGGUUUGAAUUCUGUUGGUCAGCUGGGUCGUUCAAAUGACUGCAAUCAUUUUAAAAUCAUUCCGUUCUCUUUUGCACCAACUGUUAAUAAAGUAUCGUGUGGCUGGGAUUUUUCUGUUGCAGUACUAAGUGAUGGAUCUGUCUUCUCGUGGGGAUCAAAUGAAUAUGGGCAGUUGGGUAAAGAAAGUAUUAAUUCAAGCAUAGUUCCUGUUCGUGUUGAUAUAGAGCCUGUUCGAUCUAUAUCUGCAGGUCUAAGACAUGUCGUUUCUGUGACAAUCUCCGGAAAACUAUUUGGUUGGGGUUCUAAUCGCCGAAAACAAUUAUUCGUUGAUAAAGUGUUGAAUAAAGCCGAGCAUUAUGAUGAAUCGAAACAAAUAUGUUACCGUCCCACUCUAUUGAACUCUGUAUUAGGUGAUACACAUGAGUGGGUCGAUUGUGCUGCUGGUGCAUAUCAUUCAGUUGCAAGAACAAGAACAAACAAACUGGCUCUUUUUGGAGAUACUCGAUUUUUUAAACUCAAAUCAGAAGUUCACGAUCUUUCUUUAAAUACCGAAAGUAGACUUUCAUCUCCUAUUUGGUAUGAUGCUGAAUUAUUCGGUAACAAUGAAAUAGAACAAGUGGUAUGUGGAUGGAGUCAUGUUCUCGUUAGAACUAGUGUUGGAGAAGUUUAUUCGUGGGGUCGAUCAGACUUUGGACAGCUUGGACGAACUGUUAACAUAUUGAGCAAGUUUAUAGGAAAGUCUAAUGAGAUUUUCCCGAAUUUCGAUGCAUAUCCUGGGAAAGUACAUUUUCAUUUAAAUGAUGGUCAUGAAGUGACCGUAAAAACUAUUGCUUGUGGUUCAGAGCACUCAUUGGCUAUCGAUUCAAAUGGACAGUUAUGGGUUUGGGGAUGGAAUGAGCAUGGUAUGUGCGGUGUUACAACGAAAACUGCAAGUCAGAUAGAACAACAUGAGACUCAAGAAGAAGUUAUUCCAUAUAUUACACAACCAUAUCGAAUAAGUUUCCGCUGUUUUAAUCAAAAUUACAAAGUGAAAUAUAUCGGUUGUGGAUACGGUCAUUCAAUGGCGUAUGUAGAAUUUGAAAAUCUACGAGGACACUCCAAAGAAUUAGAAAAUAAGAAUAAAUGUCUGGCUACUAUAGAUCAAGUCAUUUUUAAAUUGCUACUACAGAUCAUGGCAUCUGCGAAACAGGAUAUUGCUAUCCAUAAUGUAACUUGUUUGUUACGUCAGUGGGAUUGUGCAUCUGAAGAAAAACGUCGUCAGCUUCUUGACGAUUUCAUUAAACAAUACUACAAUCGUACUGGACCUGAUUUGGAAUCUGAAUUCGCCCAAAUGGCUAGUUUAUUUUUGGCUAGAAUAUGCGUAUGGAUAAAAUUAACUUACAUGUCAGGAACUUGUCUAACAGAACAGCUUCAAGCUCUUCAUGUAUUUUUAUCAGCAUCAAACAGUUAUAAUUAUUUACUAGAGUUUUUGGAGCAUGGUGGUGUAUUGUGUUUACAGGAAGUAUGCAUUUCAUCAAGUGCAAAAGAAGUGGAUAAACGUUGGGCGCUUAAAGUAUUAUCUUGCGUUGCCAAUGCUGGUACACAUUAUAAGGAGACAAUUUGUGAAUGUUAUGGCAUUCGUGCUGUCGCUGAAUGUAUGGCCAAGUCCAAGUCAGAGGAAACACAAGAGUCUGCUAGAGAUUUAUUAGAAAUAUUAGCUGAAGGCAAUCCUCGUUUCUCUGAUCAAGUUUACAAAGGAUUAAUUGGUGUUUUACCAUGUCAUUCACCAAAAGCUCAACAAUUAGCUCUUCAAAGUAUACGGAUUUUACAGGCAAAGCGUAAUACUGCCAAUAGGGCCUUAAUCGACAGAAUAGUCUACUUACUGGAGUCAUUACAUUUGGAAGUACAAUCAGCAGUUAUUGAAUUAGUUCGUGUUCUGAUGGGAUUCGAUAUUGCCGAUGAUAUAUUAGUGGCCUUAAUUACCUUGUUGAAACCUCAACAUGAAAUACAAUUGGGCAAAUUGUUUACAGAAGUAACAUCGGAUGAUAACGAUGAUGAAAUAAAUUCACCUCAUAUGGACAGUAAUGAGGAAAGAUAUCCUUCUCAUCCUGCCCCGUUAGGUAGUCGUAAUAUUAGUGGCAUACCAGAAAUGAAACCUCGAUCUAUGAGCAACACAAAGUCGACCAAAUUGAAUGUCAAAUAUCCUAGCACUUGUGCUAACGGUAACAGCGAUAAAACAGAAAAAAUGGUAAAAAAGAAACAUAGACAUCAAAGUCAAGAAUCAGAUUCAGAAUUCGAUGGUAAUCAACCAUUAUCGGUGUUUGUUCAACAAGCAGCUGCAGCUAAAUGUCUACACAUUCUCUCGCAAGAUUCUUCAACAAUAUCAAGAAAAAUAAUCAAGAUGGGUGCUCUAUCAAAUCUUUUAUAUGCUAUGGGUAAUCUUGAAUUUUCGGAUAGUCAACGACAAGCUAGUUUAGCUUUAGAGUAUCUUUGUCAGACGUAUCCUUUAGUAGAUGAAAUUGUUUCUGAAGCAAUGGGUCCAGUUUUACAUGAGGAAUUCAUUAAAAAUCCUGAUUCACAUUAUCUACAAAUGACUCCAUUGCAAGCAGAUAUUUUAGUAUCGAAUAAAGUGAAUUAUACAGGAGAGGGACUAUGA
Molecule: messenger RNA, 2793 nt
Organism: Schistosoma rodhaini
Lineage: Eukaryota; Metazoa; Platyhelminthes; Trematoda; Strigeidida; Schistosomatidae
Source: the annotation of a GenBank genome assembly